AUGCCAUUAUUCAUUAAUUCCAAAGAUGUAAAGCCGAAAGUGCAGGUCUUUGUCCGGACUCCCCCCUCACAUAGAUCCAAGACAUUUUAUUUCGAACUCCAUCCUGAGACAUCCGUCUCAUCUCUCAAAGAAACAAUCAAGAAGAAGAUCGGUGUGGAGGAGCGACAUCAGCGCCUGUACAUCAGGGAAAACGUCCAGCUCUGUGACUUGCUCACACUCGAGGAGAAUGGCGUUGACAAGGAUGAACUCAUCUCUCUUCGUCUAUCAUUGGAUGAUGCAAAUGAUGACGAUGUACCAAAAGACAAAGCCAGCAUUGAAGAUGAGUACCUCAGGGACUUGUCAUCAAAAAUCGAAUCAUCGUGGAAGGAACUUGCCAAACACCUAGGAUAUAAAGAAGCUGAAAUUGCAGACAUCCAAACUACCAACGAAGGCAGCACUGAAGAGAGCCGUCACAUGCUACUCACUUGGUGGGAAAAGACGACAGAUCGCAACGAAGCAGCUCAGAAGCUGAGACGAGCAUUGGAGGCCAUCGGGCUGACUGAUUUGGCCCAAAAAGCACCGGUAACGAGCGAAUCGAGAGACGAAGCAGCUGGACCCGAGCCAGAAAGGCGUCGAGAUGCAGGAGUUGACGAGGAGAGCAAACAAAACGAAGCGGCAUCAACCGAGGAAGAGAAACUGAAAAAGGAACGAGUUGGUGAUCAAGAUAAACCUCAGCUAAUCAGUCGCAGAUAUGUGCAGGUCUUCAUCAGAAGUCACUGCUCACAUAGACCGAGGAUAAUGUGCUUGCAAGUGGAUCCAGAAACAUCUGUCUUGCUCUUAAAAGUGAUAAUGAGCGAGAAAAUCGGUGUGCUGCCUCAACAACAGCGUCUGUUCAUCCGAAGAAACUUUCGUAACUUUGAGCUUCAUAACUUGCUGACACUUCAUGACUGUGGAAUUCAUCAGGACGAGAACAUCUCACUCCGUCUGUGUACCGAUGGCCUACUGGGCGGUGGACCAAAAGGCAAAUACCCUGUUGAUGAUCAGUUCUUUCGGGACUUGGCUUCGAAAACUGAAUCAUCCUGGGAACAGUUGGCCAAAUCUCUGGGAUACGGUGAAGACGAAAUCAAGCAAUUCCAAAAAAUCUACCAAGAAAACAAAGAAAGGAGCCUACGGAUGCUGCUUUCUUGGUGGAGAAAGCAACCAAAUCGCGAGGAAGGAUUUCAGAGUUUGAGAGAUGCGUUACAGUCAAUCGGGCAUGUUGAGCUGGCCUUAAUGAUUCCUUCUGAAGAGCAACGGAGGAUGGAACAGGAAGAAGUUGCAGAUAGGGAGAAAAGGGGAACAUCAUCUGAGGGACGCAGACCAAGACAGGAGGAAACUGCUCAUCUAGACAAACUUCAACCACAGGUACAAUUGAGAUGUGCCGAAAAACAAAAGGAGCAAAAAGGGACUACAUCAUCUGAAAAUCAGAGAACGUGCCAAGAGGAAGUAACACAUCGAGACAAACACGGACCAUCGGUACAAGUGAGAGGAACUGAAGAACAGAGCAGGAAGAAAGGGACUACAUCUGAGGGACAGAGACCGACACGAGAUGAAAUUGCUCAUCAAGACGAACCUAAACCAGAGUUACACAUGGGAGGAGCUAAAAAAAAGUUCAAACAGAAUGAGACUACAUCAUCUGAGGACCAGAGACAGGGACAACAAGAAGCUGCUCAUCGAGACAAACCUCAACCAGAGGUACAAGUGAGAGGGGCUAACGAACACAGCAGGAAGAGAGGAGCUACAUCAUCUGAGGACAAGAGACCAGAACAAGAGAAAGUUGCUCACCGAGACGAACCUCAACCAAAGGUACAAGUGAGAGGGGUUAAAGAACAGAGCAGGAGGAAAGGGGCUUCAUCAUCUGAUGACCAGAGACCAGAACAAGAGGAAGUUGCUCAUCGAGAAGAACCUCAACCAGAGGUACAAGUUAGAGGGGCUAAAGAACACAGCAGGAAGAGAGGAGCUACAUCAUCUGAGGACCAGAGACCAGAACGAGAGGAAGUUACUCAUAGAGACAAAACUCAACCACAAGUACAAAUGGGAGUGGCUAAAAAUAAGAUCAAACAGAAUGAGACUACAUCAUCUGAGGACCAGAGACAGGGACAACAGGAAGCUGCUCAUCGAGACAAACCUCAACCAGAGGUACAAGUGAGAGGGGCUAAAGAACAGAGCAGGAGGAAAGGGGCUUCAUCAUCUGAGGACCACAGACCAGAACAAGAUGAAGUUGCUCAUCGAGACAAACCUCAACCAGAGGUACAAGUGAGAUGGGCUAAAGAACACAGCAGGAAGAGAGGAGCUACAUCAUCUGAGGACAACAGACCAGAACAAGAGGAAGUUGCUCAUCGAGACGAACCUCAACCAAAGGUACAAGUGAGAGGGGCUAAAGAACAGAGCGGGAGGAAAGGGGCUUCAUCAUCUGAGGACCACAGACCAGAACAAGAGGAAGUUGCUCAUCGAGAGGAACCUAAACCACCGGUACAAGAAGGAGUGACUGGGAUAGAAAGCAGAUCAGCCGAGGUGAGAAGAGCGCAUUCCAGUCCGAGUGAUGCUGCUGAUCAGUGCAGGAGUGAAUUAAAAGACCGGUAUACUACCACAGGUAGCUACGUUCAGUUAAUACCCUGGGUCGAUGACGACAUGAAACAUAUUAUGAAUAUCUAUACAGAGUUGCAAUUAGAGAAGGGUGACCAGGAUGACAUAGAGGGCGAUGUUGCGGAGUAUGGGGACAUUUUCCUCAUAAAAACAAAAGACGGGAAAGUGAUUAGACGCGCUGUGCUGUGUGGGUCACCUGGGAUGGGAAAGUCAACCAUUAUUGACAAAAUGGCAUACGACUGGGCGAAGGGUAUUGCACUCAAAACGUUCACACUUUUGUUUGUUUUGAAAAUGUCCGCUCUCGAUCAAACGUCGGAACUUGUUGAGUCGGUGUUUGAUCAGCUUUUAUCUGACGACACGAAUGUUAACAAGUGCGAUUUGGAAGCAUUCAUUAAAGACAAUGGUAGUAGAGUGCUCAUUCUGAUAGAUGGUUUUGAUGAAUUUGGGACAACUUACCUCGAACCAAAGAAAUUUGGGUCCAUUCUAAGAAUGCUGAAUCGCAAAUUUGGCAAGGAAUGUUUUGUAGUUGUAACAACGCGCCCCUCACAGUUUGCUAAAUUGAAAAGCAAACCACUCAUUGAGAAACCUUUCACCCAUGUGAAGGUUUUGGGAUUUAGGGAGGAAGAUAUUGGGCAGUAUGUUGGAAAUUUUUUCCCUUCAAGGCUUGAUGACUCUGAGGGACUUCUUGAUAGGAUUCAGUCAUCGGAUGUCUUGUCUGAUUUAGCAAGGAGUCCCAUGAUACUCCUGCUAAUGUGCCUAAUAUGGAGGGAAGAGGAAACACUACCCGAUACUCUAUCAAGAUUGUUCAGUGAGGCAAUUAGAUACAUAUUUCAAAGAAAAAUGCCUGAAAUACUUGAAGAAGCAAUGUCGGAAAUUGUGAUUUCAAUCGGCAGAGUCGCUUUAGAAGGGCUUGUUUCCCCGAAGCAAAGGCUUUCAUUUCAAGAGGGAGAGUUUGAGAAGAGUGCACUUGAUAAAGCAAUAAAAGCAGGUAUUCUCACUAGCCAGAUGGUCAUGAAGAGGCGCGGCACGCACAAUAACGUGCAGUUCAUUCAUAAGACACUUCAAGAGUACUGCGCAGCUAUGUACUGGCAGAGUCUUUUGAGCAAAGGCGAUUGGGAAUUUCAGAAGAUUCUUGAUAAACUUGGCCAUCCUGAGAAUUUUGAGUACAUGUUGCGCUUCUGCUGCGGCGACAAUCAACAAUGCACAACUCAAAUAUUGCGGAUGUUGAAUGAGAAGAAUCUGCAUGAUGAGGAUAUCGAAACCGAGACAGUGAUGGAACUGGCUUUAAAUUGCUACUUUGAAAGUCAAACAAAAGAUUUAUUAUCAGUAGAUUUCGUUGAGUCUUUUUUGACUGGAAACAUAGAGUUAAGUGGCAACGACAGCUUAAACUCGUUCGUGUGGUUGCUGCAGCAUGUUGCCGAGGAGACGGAGUCCUCAGGAGUAGAUUACUUCGAUAAAUCGCAAUUUGAAAUAUAUCGCUGA
Molecule: messenger RNA, 4086 nt
Organism: Patiria miniata (bat star)
Lineage: Eukaryota; Metazoa; Echinodermata; Asteroidea; Valvatida; Asterinidae
Product: titin-like
Exons: 10
Coding region: 1-4086 (1361 amino acids)
Biological process (GO): signal transduction
Molecular function (GO): protein binding
Source: RefSeq, a predicted model, not a curated record